AGAGUGGCAACAGAAGAAAAGGGAAAACAAACAGAGAGAGAGAGAGAGAUAGAGUUUAAGAAGCGUUCAGGAAAGAGAAGGUAUGAGAGUGAUAAAGUUGGUAGCGGUGUCAGUAGUACGAAAUAACUGACACAUAGGUAGUUACCCAUAUACUAACACUCAUACGCAUAAGCACGCCAUGAGGUAUACACACUCACUCAUACAUAUAAACAACUCAAUAUGUUGAUGCAUAAUAUUAACGUGCAGAUACAUGCACUCAUACCGUAUAUAUAAUAUCUAUAUAGGUAGAAGCACACAAACGUACUGUAAAUAAUACUAACGAAGCACGUAUAAAGAUACACGGAGACCAGCGUAAAUAGCGUACACCAGUAUUACAGAUAGAAGCAAACAAAUACCAACAAAAAAAUUACAGCUGUUAUAGAAAGACACGCAUAAAAACAAUAGUCAUAGACACGCGCGUGUCAUACACGUAGAAAGGUUCCCAUACAUACAUACAUAGUACACACACACACACACGAAGAUAGACAUUUACGUAAAACAUAGAAAAGCGCGCGCGCACACACAUAUAUAUAUGAACAAGCAUUCACGUGAAACACCAGUAACAUACACAUACUCAUAUAUUAUAACUUUCAACAAAGACUAUACUUAAUCGCAGUACACAACACGUUAUUAUUACUAGUCCAUAGUUUAAAGCGAAUCUAGGAGAUAGCGUUAACUAAUUGCUUGGCUGGCUGGCUGCCUGCCUGCCUGUCCUCUAAACCUGUACACAGAAACGUUCAGCUCUCACCAGGUUUACUUACUGCUUUUGCCUGCUUUUUGGUGCAGGAAAUGACUAACAGACAAGUAGAGUUACUAGUGAAGCUUGUAGACUUUUGGCAAGACCCCAGUAAACAAUCCAUACUAUUCUAGUUCCAUAAGCAAAGUGCUAUGGACACGGAAAACCAUUGUCUCAAGACUGGCUAUCUCUUGAAGCAGGGCAUUAAUGGCAAAUGGAAAGCCCGAAGGUUUCAGUUGACAGAAGAUCACAUUAUUUAUCAUCGGAAAUGGAAGAAAAGAAUAGGAGUCAGUUCUCUACCAUUGGAUGGUUGUUCUGUGGUGUGUCCUUGUUUAGAUGCAGAUUUACCAUCCAGUAAUCCUUCUGGGACUUUCAAAAUAUGUAUGCCAUCUGGAGAUCGGGAAAUUUAUCUUCAGGCUGCUGGAGAGGAAGAAAGGAAUCAGUGGGCACAUGCUAUUGGUGCAGUGAUUCGCUCUCUCAGCACGAUAAAACAGGUGUCAUGUCACAGAAAAGUGCCGUUCCAACACUUUCGAGUUUAUGCAAAUGUUAGUGAAAUAAUUGGUACAAUCCAAGAGCCUGGUGCUGGGGUUGAACUUGGCAUGCACUUACGAGGUGGAGUUGUGUAUAGAAACUGUUUCCAAGGUUGUGAUUUAGUCAACUGGCUGCUAAGGUGGUCAGUUGUUCGAAACAGAGAGGAUGGUGCUGCCAUGGCCCAGACUCUGUUGAAGCUGGGCCAUCUGCAGGAGAUUGAACUCAAUGAUGGUUCUGCUAUUGCUGGUGAAAGGUUUAAAGAUGGUGAGAGUCUGUACAGAUUUACUUCUCUGAAUAUGGGGGCCAAACGUGAUAGUUACUCAGACAACACAGACAGUGAUUCCAGCAGCUCAGAAGAGGAAGAUGAGGACGAAGGAGAAAGCCAGAAAAGAUCUCCAAAGAAGGGGAAAGUGAUAAAAGAAAGUUUCUUAUUAAGAAAGAAAAACCUGAGUCCAGGAUGGCAAGCUGUGAAAGUGAUUCUUCGAGAAAAUCCCACAACUUUAGAAUAUCAUAAAGCUACAGCUACAUUAGACUCUGAGAAGCUAUCUACCAUAAUGGACCUGACAGGCUGUACUGUAAAAGAGAUUGUCAGGAAAGAUGAUGACCUCAGUGAAUCUAAACGCCAUCAACUAUACAUGAAGGAUAAGAAGGGACGACGCCUUACUCUACUGGCCUGCUGUCGAGAGGAAUGUCACUGCUGGUUGAUCCAGCUGAAUCAGUUUUGCAAACCCUCAGCAGUGAGCAAUGUAGCUGCAGAGUCUACAUUAAGGACUGCAUCACCUAAGUGAAAAAUGAUGUUCAGAAAACACUGUGAAAUAUUGACAGGUUUAACCUGACUGCUGUCUAGGAAACAUUUACUGAUUCUCUCAGAGAGAUUAAAACUUAACAAACCAGGCUUCUGGCUUUCUUUUUAAAUAUUGUCAUCUGGUAACCUUCA
Molecule: messenger RNA, 2243 nt
Organism: Octopus sinensis (East Asian common octopus)
Lineage: Eukaryota; Metazoa; Mollusca; Cephalopoda; Octopoda; Octopodidae
Product: pleckstrin
Exons: 10
Coding region: 928-2094 (388 amino acids)
Biological process (GO): intracellular signal transduction; actin cytoskeleton organization
Cellular component (GO): plasma membrane
Source: RefSeq, a predicted model, not a curated record